Cladocopium goreaui is the source of this 1350-nucleotide messenger RNA. NCBI's taxonomy places the organism in Eukaryota, Dinophyceae, Suessiales, Symbiodiniaceae. The record is from the annotation of a GenBank genome assembly.
AUGAUCCACAGAUCUGUCCGGAGUCCGCAUUCUUUCACAAUAAUUUGUCCACCAGCUCAGGCGCUGCCUGCCGGCCACGUGCCCCUGGCUCGACUCCUCCGGCUCACUCCGGAAGAUCGAACCUUCCCUGCGCCAGUGAAGGUCCAAGUCCCAACGUGUGCUGGCGCCGAAACUUUGUGGAGGUCAUCCACAGCUGGAUGGGAGCAAGUAGAAACUGCCACUUUUGAGGAGACCAGAGCAACGGUGACGGUGGACCACUUCUGUGAGUUUGUUGUCACUGGAAAGCCUCAUCCACUCAAAGGCCUCGGUUUCUUGCACGCGCAGGGUGAGAAUGCGCAGGUGAUCAUAAUGCACACUGGCUGCGAGUCCUGCGAAAGAAGCUUAGAAGUGCUUUGCUCGGACCCAGAUAGCCUGCAACCUCUGCGAAGAUGUUCUCCCAACCUUCAGCUGGGAACCUUUCGCAAUGAUGAAGCCCUCGAAAUCAAACAACCUGGUCGAACAUCAAAAAUGAAGAUCCGAUUUCACCGGAUGCCAUUGGUGUCACCGGAGCUGGACGCCCAGUCGCGGCAACACUUUGAUGUGGAGAUCGAGGACAAGAACCACUGCUUUAAGAUCCGGCCAGAAGAGGCGACAGCUGCAACAGCUGCAACAGCUUCAAGAUCUGUUGGGCCACAUGCUGCUAGCUCUGCACAGGCGUUGCUGGAAAUGGUGUUGUUUUAUCCAUCUCGCUGUGCAAUACGUGUGCCGUGCCAGGCAUCGUCAGCUGCCUCGACUGACAUGCGAUCGGCGGCGGCGUCACAGCAAGGACACUUGUUGUUGAGCGGACGCUUCAACAGUAAUGAGAUCCUUGCCUCAAAACACAAUUUUGAUGUGAUUCAAUGUGUGGUUUUGGUGGAUCGAAUGUGCUUUGAACAGGUGCGCCAGAUUAUUGAGUAUAUGAAGGCAGUGAAGAAGCAGCUGGAAGCUCGAAACGUACCGGUUUUUAUGGUUGAAGCAACGGUCGGCCAAAGUUUUGCUGACCUGACACGGAUAGGACUGGGCCGUGCCAAAGGCAUGGUAACAUUUUGCACGUCGGAAUAUGGGGCAUACACUGGUGUAGGAUAUGAAACUUUCCAUGAGCUUGAAUUUGCUCAUGACCACCGGUUGCCCUUGUUUCCGAUUAGGCUCUGCGAGCAGUGGCCACCAGCGCCGCAGAACAACGAACGAGGCAUCUACCAGAAUCAAUUGGUGUUCAAGAAUGGCCUCGUGUACAUAGAUGAUCGGCAGAUGAAUAAGGCCCAACGCGUUGCUGACCAGAUUGCUGAAUCUGUUGCACGAAUGGGCAUCUUCGAAACUAAGCUGCAGCUUUAA